AUGUACAUCGAAGAGGUCAUCAUUGAUGGAUUCAAGUCCUACUCCACGCGGGUGACUGUCGGACCCUUUGAUCGGCAGUUCAAUGCUAUCACAGGUUUGAACGGCAGCGGGAAGUCGAACAUCCUGGAUUCGAUUUGCUUUGUUCUCGGCAUCUCGAACUUGACUCAAGUCCGAGUCGGCAACCUCUCCGAGCUUGUCUACAAGCAGGGACAGGCGGGCGUGACGAAAGCCAGCGUCACCGUCGUCUUCAACAACGAGGACAAGCAAGCCAGCCCUGUGGGCUAUGAGAUGCACGACAAGAUCAUCAUCACGAGGCAGAUCGUGAUCGGGGGCCGGAAUCGGUACCUCCUGAACUCGCACAACGUCCAGCAGAACCAGAUCCAAAAUCUGUUCCAUUCCGUGUCCCU
Messenger RNA from Symbiodinium necroappetens, 407 nucleotides. NCBI's taxonomy places the organism in Eukaryota, Dinophyceae, Suessiales, Symbiodiniaceae. The record is from the annotation of a GenBank genome assembly.